This is a messenger RNA of Aspergillus chevalieri, 606 nucleotides long. RefSeq lists its product as uncharacterized. The record is from RefSeq and is a predicted model, not a curated record. The transcript has a single exon. Lineage: Eukaryota; Fungi; Ascomycota; Eurotiomycetes; Eurotiales; Aspergillaceae. The coding region runs from base 1 to 606 and encodes 201 amino acids.
AUGAAGAUUUUCUCCUUCUUCGCCAUGGCGGCCAUCACCCUGGCCCAAACAACUCUCUUCCCAAUCUUCAACGCUGCCCCGACAACCCUCCCUAUCACCGGUGCAGAAGGCAGCAUUGUCUCCGCCGACUCCUCGGCAACCACCAUCGCCAUCCAAUGCGUCAAAGGCAACGACCUCUGCCAGCUCAACCAGGCCGUCACCGUCACCGAGGGCCUUUCCACGCAUUCCAUGAGUGCGGUUUUCUCAACGCACACACUCGCUCUAGAUGGGGUGCUUACCAUGAUCGAAGACUGCACCAUCACAUCCAGUACCGUCGGCGCGUCGUGCACGGUGUCGCUUACUUUAGAGCUGACAUCGCCGCCAGCAACAUCAUCGGGAUCAAUGACUGCUUCUGCCUCGGUUUCCACUACAAGCAGGAAUUGGGAGACGAGUUGUGGAUUACACGGUAUCUAUUAUAAGCCGUUGACGGUCACGGCGGGGAUGGAAAAGUUAAAUGUCCCCACUUCACAGCCAACGGAUGCGGGGGCGGGAGCGGGGGGGGAGGAUAAUCUGGGGAUCGGGAGGGCUCUGGCUGCAGCUGUGGCUGCUGCGGCUAUGUAUGUAUAG